AUGGGAUCAGUCCUCCUCAACCUUCCGCGGUCGGAUCACAUUGACAGCUCCUACACCAUGCUGGGAGGCGCCAUCACUCCCUCGGAAUCCGUCUAUCGACCUUCAUCCCAUCAAACUUCUCACCCAUCGUCUCACUUGGACACCGGCAGCUCCAGGUCCACGUCGACCACUACCACCCCCACUUCCUCCACAGCCCCGCCAUCAGCAUCCGCCGCCGGCUCUGCUCGUCUGCACUCCCACUCUUCGCAUGAUGUGCCUGCCUAUAUCAACCGGUCAUCUCACACACCCUCUCAACCGUCCACGCGAGAUUCUUCAGCCACGCCGGGAUCGACAUACACCCAGCCUCCCUCAAUGAGUUCCACCCAUGUGCCUUAUCCCGACUCUUCCACUUACCCCGCGUUCCAUCGCUCUCAACAUUCUCUGCGGUCGCUGGGUGGGUCAGAAGCGAACUCCCCGAGUCGCAUCAAGGUCCGUGAUCUGUCCCAUAUCCAGAGCUUUGCCAGCGAAGAGUUCUUGGCCCAGUCGCAGAGGGAUCGAAUGCCGGGGCAGUGGUACCAAGAGCGCCAGUAUGAGAUUAGCUCUAUGCCAGUCACCGAUAUCAUUGAGAUGGUUGCUGGACUUCUUACGAAAAUCACCACGGCCAAUGACACACACCAUGAGCAGAUUCAUCGACACAUCCCUCCCCCUGAUGGCACAGCAAGCCUUAGCCCACAAGCCACGAGUGUGCUUGCAUUCCAUGGCAAGAAUGUACCGAGCAUCAGCAUUCUCAGCUAUCUAACUCGCAUUCAUAAGUACUGUCCAACUACUUAUGAGGUCUUCCUAAGCCUACUAGUGUAUUUUGAUCGCAUGACUGAACUAGUGAACCAAGGCCAAUUGGAACGUCUCCAGCGGCGCUGGGGACAUGUCCGAGCGGACUCUGCCUCUCGGCCAGGGUCUCGGGCGUCGGCAGUGAAACCUGCGCAUGCUUCGCCCAUGGUGACUCCCCCAUCUUCUGCUGGAAUGAGAGCACAAGACCCAGCCAGUCCAUCUUCCAUAUCACCGUCUUUGCACCCCCAGGAGGAAGACGACUACCUUUCCCAAUUUUUUGUUGUCGAUAGUUUUAACAUUCACCGGCUGGUCAUCGCGGGCGUGACCUGUGCCAGUAAAUUCUUUUCCGAUGUUUUUUAUACUAAUUCUCGAUACGCGAAGGUGGGAGGUCUUCCACUGGUUGAGCUGAACCACCUCGAGCUUCAAUUCUUACUAUUAAAUGAUUUCCGACUCUCGAUACCAGUUGAAGAAUUGGAAGCAUAUGGAACCAUGCUUGUCGAAUUUUAUGCACGGGAGAUUGUUGCUCAACAACAGCAACAGCAGCAGAUAGUAUCUCAAACUGAGGUACCUCGUCCAUUCGGCUCAUCGACGGGGGUAGAAUCUCCAUCGGAUGCGAUGUAUAUGCGGCCUCACGAGAAGCGUCGCCCCGAUCAGCCAGAAAUCCGACAGACCCCAACACCACCGUAA
Messenger RNA from Aspergillus bombycis, 1494 nucleotides. RefSeq names its product putative cyclin-dependent protein kinase complex component. Gene Ontology annotation, biological process: regulation of cyclin-dependent protein serine/threonine kinase activity. NCBI's taxonomy places the organism in Eukaryota, Fungi, Ascomycota, Eurotiomycetes, Eurotiales, Aspergillaceae. Gene Ontology annotation, cellular component: cyclin-dependent protein kinase holoenzyme complex; nucleus. Bases 1 to 1494 code for a protein of 497 amino acids. Gene Ontology annotation, molecular function: protein kinase binding; cyclin-dependent protein serine/threonine kinase regulator activity. The transcript is spliced from 3 exons. The record is from RefSeq and is a predicted model, not a curated record.